GCCAUGGCGCGCCAUCAGCUCGAGACGGCGGACCUCGCCGAGGGCGACUUCACUGCCGUCCGUUAUCGCGCGCGUGGCCGUCGGUUCUGGCACCGCAGGCGGGCGGCUGCUGGUGCCAGGAGGCGUCUCCGUCAUCGGCGCCCUCACUCCCGACCGCGACAAGCACGAGGAGAACCUUGCCGACGCCGCGAACGUCGCGGAGUGGACGACGCUGCCGCUCGGCACGCUCGUGGCCCCAGCCGCCGCGAUGGCGAUCGACGAGGUCUACGACUUCCAGCACCUCCCGCUGCCGGCCGCGGUGGGCGCCGCGCGCGCGGCCGCCAACGCGAGGGCGGGCGCGGUGCCCGUCGCGCCCAUCGCGGUCAACUUCGCGGGCCGGGCCAGGGCUGGCGCCCCGGCGGGCGCGGCGCCCGCGGCGGCCGCCGUCGCCCCUGCCCCUGCUGCUGGCGGCCCUGGCGGCGGGCUCGCACGGCCGGCGGCUGCUCUCGGAGGUGCUCCUGGCGGCCUCGCCGCGGCAGCGCUUCCGCCCGCGGCCCUAGCGCCUGCGGCCGCGCUUGUUUCCCUGGGCGCCGGCGCUGGCCUGCCCGCGGCCGCGCCAGGCGCCGUGGCAGCACCCCUGGGCGCCCCCCCGGCCCUGGCUGCUCCUGGUGCUCUCAGCGCCCCCGCUUUCGCGGCCGCGGUGCCCGCGGCUGGCGCCCCUGUCGCGCCUCCAGCGGCCGGGCCUGGCGGGGGUUCCCGGGUCCUCGGCGCGGUUGGGGACGCUCGCAGGAUCCGCCACAUUGGUGUCCGCACGGCCGUCACCCAAUUGGAGGAGCUGCCUGGACCAGACUGGCCUGCGCGGGGGCCGCGCACGUUGCGCUGGGUCGCUGAGUUCAUGGCCCAACGGAGUGGCACGCCGACGGCGCAUCACCAGAGGUGGCUAGCGGAGACAGGUCUCGACCCCAGCGAGCCGGGCGUUGAGAUCCACCAGACCCCCCGUCUCAUCCUCGAGACGGCCCUCACAUACGACCAGGUGCACGCCACGAACCUCGCGCACCUGGAGCUCGUGGCGCGGUCGAUCCAGGCGCGGGAGGAGAGGCACCGCUUCCCCGACGACUCCGUCGUCGCUGACAGAACCACCAUGAUGGGCACGGCGCUGCUCGCUGGCUCGGUCUGCGUCUGCCCCACGCUCCGCGACUACCUCGCCGCGGAGCUGCACCGGACUGCCGGACGCGAGGCCGGGGGGGGGGGGGGCGCGGAGGCCGCGGCGGCCGGCGGGGCAGGGGCCUCGGUGCCACAGGCGGCGAUGGCUAGCAUGCCUGCGAGCGGUCGGCCUGGCCAGCCGCCGCCCUCGCUCCCCCAGGCCACCGCGGGCGCUAACAGCGCUGCCCGCGUUGCGAGCCAGACCAGCCACCAGGCGGACCGGGAGAGGCGCCACCGCAACCUCUUUCCCUUGCCGCUGCUGACCGCCGCCGACGCGACGGCCGGUUGCUCCAGCGCCCAGCAGCGCAGACGGGCGGGCCACGCUCUCGGGCACACGCUCCGCCGUGCUAACGCUGCCGUGCAAGCUUUGAACUCUCUAUACGGCGAUUCGUCCUCGCCCGAGUUGGCUGGUCCGACUCCAAGGCAGCGCGGCGCCGUCAGCGACAUUUGGGACACGAUCGCCGCCCUCGGCCGCGAGCCGGACGAGCGCCGCGAUGACGCGUCCGACCCCAAGGGUGCCCUCCGGGAGCUCCUUGCCGGGCCCGCGCUGCACCCUGACGGCAGCGGGCCAACCAUUCCUAUAUGCCAGACCUCGUCUCUUGGCUUGAUGUGUCCAAACCUCCUGCACCGCUCCUUGGGUUGCCGGAAGAGCAGGACGCCGCCGCGUUGCGGGAGCGGAGGCGCCAUAUGCUUCGAGAUGCGGAGGAGGCUCGCCAACUACAGGCUGAGGACCCAGUUGCCAUCGGCGUCAGCCUGGGGCCGCCUCGAGGCCGGCGACGUCAGCUUCAGCGUCGCUUCGGCCGGCUUGGACGUCGACUUCUACUACAUGAUGGUGCCGGCGGAGAUGUGGGAGUUCUUCACCCUGCGCCCGAUCGAAGCGAAGUACCUGGUGCCUGUCGGCUGCGUGGAGGCGGGCGCGCCUGAUGAGGGGCUGCUGCUGCCGCAGGUGGUCGCGCUCCCGAUGGGCUUCAGCUGGGCCCUGCAUCUGCGCCAGACCGCGCUGACGACCUCCCUGCUCCGAUCGGGGCUCCCCGCGGCGAACCUGAUCGCCGGCGGCCACAGUGGCUGCCAGAUCCCCAGUCACCCCGACUCGCUUGUUGGCGCCGGCUACGCGGACAACUACUUCGUCUUCGGCUGCCCCCCAUCCAGGGUGCUCCAGCAGCUGCAGGCCAUCACGGACGACCUGCAGGAGCACCCCCAGGACUGCGACCUCAUGGGGCCGUCGCUGCGCGAGAGGCGCUGGCUCAGCCUUCGGACGCGCAACAUCCGGCGUCUCCGCGCUGCCAUCCGCGGCGCCCCGCGCCGCCAGCGGGUCAGUGGCUUCCUCGUGCGGGCGCUCACCGGCCACAUCACCUGGGCCCUUCUGCUUCUGCGCGAGAUGUUGCGCGCAUCGGGAGCCACCUACGCCUUCACCCAGGCCGCCGGGCCCGCGGCCAUGCCCCUCUGGCAGGCUGCACGGAGAGAGCUCCAGAUGAUUCACGACCUGCUGCCCUUGUGCACGGCCGACCUGUGCGCCCCGUGGACAUCGUGGGCGCCACUGGCCGAGUCGCCGAAAAAUGGAGACAAGGUCGACGGGGGUGCCCAAGCCAGAGCUCGCACCGUCGGCGCGAUCGGACAGACUGACGUCACCACCGCUGGCCUGGACGACCCCCUGGGCUUCGACCACUCGAUCUUCGGGGAUGUCGGCAUCGAGCACGAUAAGAAGUUCGACGCGAACGGCCCCUCACUGCUCGGCCUUCGGCCGCCCGUCGACUUCGAGGAUGCCCCAGCGCAUUUCACUCGGGAGGAGGCCCGGGGCUCGAUCGCUGCCGUAUACAUCGACGGUCAG
Molecule: messenger RNA, 3010 nt
Organism: Prorocentrum cordatum
Lineage: Eukaryota; Dinophyceae; Prorocentrales; Prorocentraceae
Source: the annotation of a GenBank genome assembly